This is a messenger RNA of Pelodiscus sinensis (Chinese soft-shelled turtle), 1142 nucleotides long. The record is from RefSeq and is a predicted model, not a curated record. Lineage: Eukaryota; Metazoa; Chordata; Testudines; Trionychidae.
UUUUACUUUGCACACUCAGGGCUAUUUCCUCCUCACAGCCGGCAGGACCCCCCCAGGCUGCAGCCUCCCGUCUCUUCUACUCAGGAACGACCCGGCGGCUGCGUGAGUGGGAGCCUCUAACAGACUUUACCCCUUUGUCUCCUUUUCCUCCCCCCAGCAGUUGACCCCGCCCAGGAGCCCCCCAAGACGGAGAGCGACUAGCUGACCAUGUUUAACGGGGAGGCCAGCUCCUCCUCGGCUAAAAAUGUGGUCCGCAGCUCCAGCAUCAGCGGCGAGAUGUACAACAUCGAGAAGAGCAGCGGGGGCAACCCGGACUCAGCCAGCAUCACCUCCAACAAGAAGAGGCGCUCGAGCCUCGGGGCCAAGAUGGUGGCUAUCGUGGGGCUGUCCCAGUGGAGCAAGAGCACCUUGCAACUCAACCAGCCUGGCGGCCCGAAGAAGCUGCGCAGUAACAUCCGGCGGAGCACGGAAACCGGCAUCGCCGUGGAGAUGAGGAACAGGGUCACCCGGCAGGGCAGCCGGGAAUCCACCGACGGCAGCACCAACAGCAACAGCUCCGAUGGCACAUUCAUUUUCCCCAUGACCCGCCUGGGAGCCGAGAGCCAGUUCAGCGACUUUCUAGACGGGCUGGGGCCGGCGCAGAUAGUUGGCCGGCAGACACUGGCGACGCCGCCGAUGGGCGAUGUCCACAUUGGGAUGGUUGAAAGGAGUGGGCAGCUGGAGGUGGAGGUGAUCCAGGCCAGGGGCCUCACCCCGAAGCUGGGGUCCAAGUCCAUCCCUGCAACUUAUGUUAAAGUUUAUCUGCUGGAGAAUGGGACCUGCCUGGCCAAGAAGAAGACCAAGAUGGCCAAGAAGACCUGGGACCCAUUCUACCAACAGGCACUGCUCUUUGACGAGGGCCCGCAGGGCAGAGUCUUGCAGGUGAUCGUCUGGGGCGAUUAUGGCCGCAUGGAUCACAAGUGCUUCAUGGGUAUGGCCCAGAUCGUCUUGGAAGAACUGGAUCUGUCCAACAUGGUCACAGGCUGGUACAAACUCUUCCCCACUUCCUCGCUGGCGGACUCCACCAUCGGCCCACUGACGCGUCGCCUCUCCCAGUCCUCUCUAGAGAGCUCCACGAGUCCUUCUUGCCCCUAAGGGGCAGG